Saprolegnia diclina VS20 is the source of this 5364-nucleotide messenger RNA. RefSeq lists its product as hypothetical. Lineage: Eukaryota; Oomycota; Saprolegniomycetes; Saprolegniales; Saprolegniaceae. The record is from RefSeq and is a predicted model, not a curated record. The transcript has a single exon. Bases 26 to 5317 code for a protein of 1763 amino acids.
UUUCACCGCAAAGCCAGGCGACAGAAUGGCAACCAGAGUCUGCCCGAGCGACGCAAGUGGGCUGCUCCCACGAGCGUGGGAUAUCCCUGACGCCACCGCGCCGGUCCGCGCAGCAUUCCUCAAGGACCUUGGUGGCAUUGGCUAUGUCCUCGCUGCCGUCGGUCUCGGCUGCUACGCGCUCGCGGCCAUGUCUCCGUACCUUGCCAACGACUUCUUUUUUGCCCACUAUGCCGAAGCGUCGACGGCGCUAACCAACACGAUCAACCUGCAGCUUUUGCUCACCCGUGCGUCGUCGCUCAACCUUUUGGCGGCGUCGUCCCGUCUCUCGACGCACGACGUUGUCGGCGUCAGCUACGCCUACCCCCGUCUCCUCAUGUACCAAGAGCUGACGACCCUCGAGAGUGCGGUCACUGGGCUACGCAACCUCGACACGGUUAAUGUUGUCUACAUGCUUGCGCAAUACUGCUGGGUCGACUGGGAAAGGCGCUGGGCCAUGGCAUCCACGCACGCUCGACAAGUCCGGUGCCAGCAUCGGUACGCAUCGAACGGCGCCGUCUAUCUCGAGUCGGUGCUGCGCAACAUUGAUUUCCAAGCGUGGAAUGCGUCCACCCAAGGCUUGUUUACGCAGCGAAUUGGGCACGGUGUCGCCGCGCUCGACGACGGCCCCGCGUUUCUCACCUAUCUGACGUCGCACCAGCUUCUUGACGUGCAUGACGAAGUUCGCGUCUGGUCGAACGCGGGCCUCUCGUAUUUUGCGCUGCAGUAUGCCAACCAGUUCCAGAUUGGGCUGCAAGAAGACAUUCAGAUUCAGAAUGCACUGGGCUAUAGUUGGCCGCAGCGCCUCAAGACCAUUGCGAGCCUCCAUCGUGGCACCCUCUGGACGUGUGACUACCUCUUUCCGUCGCUCCAGACCAACUUGAACGUCCCCGGCGGCAACCAAAGCCUCGUUCAGAACGCCAGCACCUUCUUUGGCCUCGCCAACGCCAACUUAAUGGAGAACAGCGCCGUCGCGUACCCGCUCCCACCGUCCUUUCAAGCCGUGCACAACCAAAUCGGUCCCAUGGCCGCUAUUGAUCUACUCUGGGUACCGAUCCCACCCGAACUUUACGCCACAAUGCAGGUCUUUCGGUCUCUGGUACUGCCCUCGUUACGGCCCAACACGGCGUUUGCGUCGGCACUGGAUGCCAUCGGCACGACAGAGCUUCACCCGACACCGCUGCAAUGGCAAGACCCGAAUCUCCUCUUCUACGGCGGCAACCCCACGUGUGGCUUUGGCGUCGGCCUUCCGUUCGUGCAAGAGUCGUUCAGCUUUGACGACUCGUGUGGAACGCAAAAGGCGCUCACGUACUCGCUGUCGCCGAUCGCAGGUCUCUUUGCCUGGACGAUGCUUGGUGACGUCAACGCCACCGCUUCCAUCUGUGCGCUUCUGCCGAUCGCCGAGGUGCAUGGCUGUGCGCAAGCACUGCGCACUGUCGAGGCUGCCGCAUCACUUGUGCCGUCGCUCUCGGAGCUUGGAUUCCCGACGUCGUCGCUUCCGCCACUGCAGCUCAUGCAGUUUGUCGGUCGCAAUACGUCGCCCGUAAUUGAGACACAGCGCCUCCUCGAGGCUUCGUUUGCGUUGUUUGGCUGGCUGAGCGUUUACGAGUGGGUGAUGCAGACGCGCGAGGUCGUCUCGAUCGAAGGGGACGAUGGACAAUACGUACUCAUGUCAUCGGCGACGCCGCCGAUGCCACUGUCGUCCUACGUCAUCAGCUCCAGCUUUGGCAUCUACUUUUGGUACUGCUCUGUGCUCGUGAGUCUCACGCUGCUCGGUCUGGCGAUCUUUGUUAUCAGUCUCUGGUUGUAUCACCGGCCAAACCACGCGCCUUGGUUCAAAUUCCAGCGCAUCACGAGCGCUACGUGGCUCAACCGGACGUUGCUGAUCGUUCGCGGUCUCUCGGCGAUCGUGUGCUUGGCGUCGGCCAGCGUGCAGUCCGUUACGACUGCAACGGGUCAGUGGUUCGAGGCCGCACCUCGAUCGCUGUUCGAGUCUUGCGUCUUGGCCGGCGAGGCCACGUGGAUCACGUACGUCGUACACGAGGCGCUGCAUCCUCUCACGGGCAAUUUGACAGCUAAGUACGCACCCUGGAGCUCUGGGGCUGCGUGGUUCAUGCUGGCGCUUCUCGACUUUGCAGCGCCCGUCGAGGUGGCUACGGCGCUCCAUCGUGACUGCUUUUCAAUCAACAUGGACCAAAUGCUCUACUGUGUCAGUGGCAGCAUCCACAUUGGGUACGUCCAGCGCACGCUGGUGCAGAUUGCGGUGCUUCUUGGCUCUAUCGUCGUCACGUACAGCGUCGCUUUUGCCUACGCGUCGUAUAGGAAUGUCGUCGUCGCCGACGCGCACAGUCCGUCGUUAGUGCUUUCGUCGGCCGCGACGGCCUUUCUGGACCACAAUCAGACGCUGUACGGUCGCAUUGCGUCGCUCAACAUUGUGUCGGCGGCCAUGUGCGGCAUCUUGUCGAUUCCUCGAUGUGGUCUCUUUGACACCAAGCUCUGGCUGCCGUUGCCCGAAGACAGUUUUGUCAUGGAGCGGCACCAAAUACGCCUGGCGCACGUCGGCACGUCGCGCGUCCUGCCUGCUUGUAGCCCGACCAACUCGGAUGCCGAGCAUUUUGAGCCAAGCCGGCAGCGUGUGGCGAGGCUGGCGCUGCUAGGUGGCGUUGCGUAUACGAUCUUCAGCCUCACCUCCAACGUCGCCUUCCUCGCGGUGGCCCAAACCUUCUUGGCCAAUGACUUCGGCUGGGCGGGCUUCAACAGCACCGGCAUGCACGCCUUCUUGGCCAAUGCCAUCAACCAGCAGCUUCUCAUCUCGACCAAUAUGACACUCGACUUGAGCAGCCCCGCGCUGACCGACAUUUCGCAGCUCUACAAUGACUCGAUGGCGUCGAUUGCCUGGAGCGCUCACGCUCCCCGGCGUCAGCUCCUGGACACCAGCGUACCUCUCACUCGUUUUGCGCAAGGCCUUCGAGACAUGAACCCGUGCAUGCUGCCGUGGAUGUUCACGCAGUACUGCUGGCUCGACUUGGAUCGACAUUGGGCCAUGGCCAGCACCACCAAGCGUCAAGCGCGAUGUGUUGCCUCUCAGAUGGACAAUGGCGCAGUCUACUUGGAGAUUCCGCUUCGCAACGUUCGUGACUGGGCCGCGUGGGACCACUGCUGGGGUGUCUCGUUUGAGAUUGGUUUUGUGUUACACCUGCAGACCUCGCAGCAUGGACAACAGUGGCUCUCGAAUCUCAAACUCAACGUCAAUUCUGUUGAUGACGAAGUGGCUCUCUGGCGUCGAUACAACAUUACGCGGUUUCAGUUGCAGUGGCAAAACUACAAGACGAUUGGCAUGGUCGAUACCUUCUCGAUCACGUCGGCACUGGGCUACACGUCAUCACUGACGCUGAGUCGGUCGGAAGCCAGCUUUCAUCUUCUGCAGCAGACAUCCCACCGCAUGUACUGGGCGUUUGCGAGCGAUCUAUGGGCCAUUGCUACCAACACGUCGUUGAUUGGAGGAUACAGUCUCCUCGCAUCGAGUUCUAACUUUGCGUUUACGAAUACCUCUAGCCAAGACGUUUUGUUCCGAAACCUAACCCUUACCCAGCCCUUGACACCCGGUUUGACCGUGCUGCAGUCGACCAUUGGGCCAUUUGGGUCGGUUGAUAUGCACUAUAUUUCGUGUCCACCGGCUGCGCUUGAGCUCUACAGCAGCUUUUCCCAAGCGCUCAACACCCUCCUUGUCACCAACACGACCGCGCAGACGCAAUAUUUUGCGCUCCCCGCCAAGCCUCGCGUCUGUUCGGUGCCGCCGUUCUUGAACAACGAUCUCUCGCUCAUGGCGAACGGGGGUAACCUCAUGUGCGGCAACGACGUCCCGCAAGAGCCCGCGUUUUACGGCCGCCUGAGCAACUUUGGCGCGUCCAGUGCGUGCCACGCCCUCUUCUUGGAUACGAUGGUGCCCUCCCGCGCCGAGCUCUUCUUUGCGUUUCUGGGUCUACGCGCUGGGACUGGAACUGUACCAGAUGCCAGUGCGCUCUGCGCCAUUGAUCCGUGCUCGGGGCUCUCGCCCUUGUGUCCCCUCGGCUUUGAUCAGACCUUGCUCUUUCUCGCCGACUACGCAGUGGCGUUCAGUGCAUUGGACGCCGUCGCCACAAAAGCGCACCACGUACUCUACGCUCUCAACAUCCAAGUGAUUCAGUACUACACGGCAACGUUGGACGACGCAGAUACGUUGCUGUACCAAAUCAACUUGCUCGACCCGACCGAGCCUCUCUGGGCGUUCUAUGGCUGGUGCCACGUUUUCGAGUGGCUCGACGGUCGCCGUGAAGUCGUCUCGUUUCAAGGUGACGCGGGCGCGGUUGCAUCGAUCUCGUCCAGUGCAAAUUUGAUCCGGGGAAGCCCUGACCCGAGCGAGAUUCCCGUCAGCUUUGCCACGCUUCUUCUCGGCUGCACGUUCUACAUGACGGGGCUGCUCAUCUCCAUCGCGGGGCUCGUCACGCUCUACAGCGUUGGCCAAAAAGGCCACGUCGAAGGCAACAACUUGUAUGAGAUCAACCGCAUCGUAGGGCACGUCUGGGCAGGCCGCACGUUCCUCCUCCUGCGCAGCAUCACGGCGAUAUGGAUGCUCAAUACAUCGCCGCUGCUGCUCCAGCACGUGGGCUCAGUCACGCACAUGCGGUCACCCCCGCUUCCGUGGUACCAGACGAUCCUCGCGGCGGGGGAGAGCACGUGGCUCGUCUACGCCCUCAAUGACCUUGGCAGCUGCGUCACGCGGCAGUUCACCACGACGUAUGCCUACAAGAGCUCGCUUUUGACGUACGCGGUGGUGUCGAUCUGGACACUUGUGGCGCCCGUCUCGUACACGGCCGCCUUGGAUCGGAGUUGCACCUAUGUUGACAUGGACGCGGGGUUGGUUUGCACCAGCGCCGUCAUUCGCAUAGGCUCUUUGCGGGGCGUGCUCAGUGUCGUGCUCAUUGCGUGCGCUUGCGUGACGCUCUGCUAUCGACUCGAGCGCAUGCUACAUCCGCAUCUCGCACCGCCAAACGUGCACUCACUCUUCCUCAACUCGCAGAGCCUGUACAUGCUCGACUUGUCGCACUGGCAGCACCACGGCGACAUCUUUUUGGACAAGACGUCUGCUGUCCUCGCCGGCCUACUGAGUGUCGAGUACGAUGAUGACUUGUAUAUCCUCGACAUCAAGACGUGGCGCGCCAUUGUGGUUCCACAUGCCACGUUGACCCAACCAAUCACGCUGCAACGCUUUGCUCGGGCCAUUCCCCUCAGUCGCAUCUAGCCCCGAAUCACCUAACCCUAAUCGAAACGACACAUUUUGUACACAAA